Effrenium voratum is the source of this 570-nucleotide messenger RNA. Lineage: Eukaryota; Dinophyceae; Suessiales; Symbiodiniaceae. The record is from the annotation of a GenBank genome assembly.
AUGCGCAUGGAUGUCUCGCCGCGCCCGCCUUCCAUCCCCUCCGGUGUGAGCAUUCGCUUGGAGGAUCUCUUGGAUCAGGUGCACAGCCUCCGCUACGCGAGCAGCCCCAAGCCCUGGCUGGACACAGAAGGAAACUUCCUUUGGUCCCGCGGGAGGAUCAAUGCCGCCCGCGUGGUCCUGUCCCAGGCAUUCGAGACCUGCAUGGGGCUGAUCAUCCUCGCGAACAUGGGCCUUCUCGCGUUCGAAGCCAACCAGGAUGCCAAGUGCUACCCCAGCUACGCCGAGACUUUCCAGGACUGCCCCUACCGCAGCGAUGCCAUCGACUGGUCGGAAGAUCUCAGCACCGCACUGCUGCUGAUCUACUCCUUGGAGUGCCUCGCACGGGCCUUCGUGGAGCGCCAAAGUUACCUCUGCAACCCUUGGAACAGCCUGGACUUUGCGACCGUUCUCGUGGGCUGGUCGGGCAAAGUCUUCACCACGACGCUCAACAUCACCUUCCUGAGAUCCUUUCGCCUUAUGACGCGCAGCUGCUUAGUGGGCAACCUUGAAGUAUUCGUUGCCCGGAGUUGA